AUUGUAUUAAGGACUACCUUUCACCAUCAUUUGCCCACCGUGGCUUAGUAACAUCAACAAUCAAAUAUAAACCAGAGAAAGUCCUUUCUUAUCCUAUUCCGGAGGAAGACCUUGUUUAUCCUAUGAAUACUGACAUGUGA
Molecule: messenger RNA, 140 nt
Organism: Funneliformis caledonium
Lineage: Eukaryota; Fungi; Glomeromycota; Glomeromycetes; Glomerales; Glomeraceae
Source: the annotation of a GenBank genome assembly